Molecule: messenger RNA, 2321 nt
Organism: Vitrella brassicaformis
Lineage: Eukaryota; Vitrellaceae
Source: the annotation of a GenBank genome assembly
GUUCGGUCAAUUGAUAGAUGGGCAACGGUGCUGCGGGGAGAUGCGGGGUAGACUUCCAGCCGCAGUAUCAGUAUUUCCAGCCGAGCCCUCCUCCCAGCCCAGGACGUUCCUCGAGAGACCCAUGGAGGUCAAAACACGACCAUCAAACCAUUGUUUUGCCAUCAAACCAUCACAAACAGCGGCACGAACACACCCGUGUGGUCCCUGUUUGCUGCUUGGGUGCACAGUUUGGAUUUUGAGUGCGUCCGAGGGGAGCUAUCGGACGAGAACCUGCUGCAGAGAUCUGGACAGGUGCGUGGUGGAAGGAAGGAUAGGAUGCGUGGGUGGUGGAUGCAUCCGAUAUCCCGUUUUGACGCCACUGUGUAUGUAUGUUUGUUUGUGCAGCAGAAGCAGGUGUGCCGCGUGGGUGAGAUCCAGCUGUCUGUAGGGUGGUCAUGCGUCAAGGGAUACAAACCCAACAACCCCGUGCUGCCCAACCAAGACGACUUCCUCAUCGCAAGGCAAGGCAGGGAACGAAAGGCACACACACACACACGGAUGGAUGGAUGGAUGGAUGGAUGGAUGGAUCCGCAUGCAUCAUGUGCGGAUGGAUGGACGCAGGAUUGGGGAGGAUGCUGUCUAUGCUGUGUUCGACGGACAUGGUCGGUACACAACAAGGGGAGGGAGGGGGCGUCGUGGUCAAUGGUCGGGCGUGGGUGGAUGGAUGGAUGGAUGGCAUGCAGGUGAUUUGGGUCACGUCAUCUCCCACGCGACCAAGAUGUUCUUCUCUAGGGUCCUACACGAUCGGUGAGUGAGGAAGGAAGGCAGGGAGGGAUAUAUGACACAUCGAUGGGCAUUCUCUCCUGUUUUCCUCCUCCCCUUUUGGUGCAGUGCUCAUCUGUGGCGUCAGGGGUGGCGUCACGGCAAGGAGUAUGUCGUCAAGCUCAUGGAUCAGCUGUUCAGAGAGGUGAGAUCGCAUGCACACCCAUCCAUCUAUCGACACACCUUGACCGACAACACAACGAUUGUUGUGUGUCGUCACGUCAUACAUGUCUGUCUGUCAGUGUCAGGAGUAUUUGGUGACGGCGUAUCCGAUGGAGACCGAGUGGUCGGGCACCACGGCCACGGUCAUCAUCCACUACAGGGCGCCAAAGAUACUCUGCGUCGCACACGUGGGCGACUCGCGCGCAGUGCUACUCAACCCCAGACGGACACCCGCCGCCGCACAUCGUACGUCCGUCUCGUUGGCUUCUUCUCUUCUCACGGGGGCGUGUGGAUGUGUGUGUGUUUCAUUGUGUGGUCAGCGUAUGUAGGGUACAUGUUUGGCGGCAUGCCACUGCAGCCGUGGGAGGCGCAGGAGCUGACGGCCGACCACAACCCGUCCAACCCAAACGAAAGAAGACGCAUACACCACGAGGUGAGCGACACGAGAGAGAGAGACAGAGAGGCCGACGGACGAACGUCCAUGUCUCUCUCUGGCCAUACACACAGGGCGGGAUGGUGACCUUAGACGGCGAACGGCUGGCCAUCCACCCGCCGUCGCAGCCCACCCACUGCUCGUCGGGGUCGAUGCUGGGCACCCUCUUCCCCAGGUGCCAGUCGUUCGUCGGCAGCCCCACCCUGUCGCUGUCGAGGUCGCUGGGUGACACCAACAUGCAGUCCAAGGGCCUCUCGUACCGCCCGGACGUCGCCCUCGUCAACUGCAUGGAGGGCAGCAUGCUCGUCGUGUGCACCGACGGCGUGUGGACUCACAUCAGGACGCCGGUCGGCAGGCACAGGGAAGGAAGGAGACACAGUACAGUGUAUGUGCGUGCGCAUAUCGUUUAUGUGUGCAGGAGGCGGCUGAGUUGGUUGCUGCGUAUUCGUCUCUGCAGGGUAUUCAGGAUGCGUCCAACAACAUCGUGGGCGUGGCUUGGGAAAGGUCAGCCAGCAUGACCAAAGAAAGAGGGGAGGAGGGUUGAGAGGGCUGAGAUGGAUGGAUGGACGGAUGGAUGUGUGUGUGCGCAUGUCGUCAGGUGGCGCAUGAACCCCUACGUCGGUGAGUCAGCUGAGCAGCGAGCCAGUCAUUCUUUGUGGCAUGUAUGUCUGUAUGCGUCGUGCCCGCUGUGUGUGUGUGUGCAGAUGACAUCACUUCUAUCGUGGCCUACAUCACGUGAGGGAGUGGUUGGUUGAGCGAACUGCCUGUGUGGCGUGUGUGAGGGAGUGUGUACGUUUUCACGCUGAUGGAUGGAUGGAUGGUGUACACUCAUGUGUAUAGCGUCACGUCAAUGCAUUAAUGGACCCAUGUGUGUUUGUAUGUAUCACACUAUUGAAUUACACAGAGUCCACUGUACCCAUGGAGC